AUGAGUCCAAUAGAAGUUUUUCAGUAAAUGGUGAAAUCUGACACCUAGUAUCAUAUAUGAUUCAUAUUCGUAAGAUUUGUAAAUAAUUCAACAUUAAGUUCAUUUAAUACUUUCAAAUAAAGAUUAUCUAGUUUGGGAUUUAGUUCAAGGACUAACAGCAGUUUCGUAAAUGAAACAUUAAAUACUAUGACAACAAUAUAAGCUUCAAAUUUUAAUUAUUAGAGCAAUUAGACUUUAAGUAAAAUUGAUGAAUGGUAAAGAAGAUAAGACUAGAUGGUUGUAUAAAUGUCAUAAUAAAAAUAAAAGAAUUUGUAUAUUCCAAAUUAUCCACCAAAAUAAUCAUUUGAUUUAAGAUCAAGAUUUGAAUAACAUAAUGCUUAAUUUCUUUAAAUAAAUAUGUCUUUGGAUAAUAAAUUUCAAAGAUCUCCAUCAUUAAUUGCACAUAUGUUAGAUUCAUAAAUUAUGUCUGAUUUAAGUGAACAUCCAAUUAUCAAAUCUAAAACAAAAGAUGAUGAAUAGAAAAAGAAAUCAAAUCUUAAAACAUCAGCAUAAAAAACAGCUGAAAAAAAAUCUGUAAAAAUUGAAGAAAAGAGAAAAUCACAAUUAGAAACUAAUCCAGAAAAAAAACCAAGGGCAUCAAAAAGUGAGAGUAAAACUCCAAAAACACCUGAUGGAAAAUUAAAGAAAUAAAAAAGCAAUUCUAGUAUAUCAUCAUCAGCUUCACCAAAAAAAAAGAAUUCAAAACCUGGAGUAGAAUCAGUAGAUUCAUUUUUAAAAUAAUCAACAAAGAAAAAAAAGUGAG
Messenger RNA from Paramecium pentaurelia, 802 nucleotides. The record is from the annotation of a GenBank genome assembly. NCBI's taxonomy places the organism in Eukaryota, Ciliophora, Oligohymenophorea, Peniculida, Parameciidae.